GUAGAGAGAGAGAGAGAGAGAGAGUGUGGGAGGGGGGAGAAAGAAUUUAAUAAUCAACGAAACUGGGCUAGUAGAAUUAGUAUAUAUCUCCUCUCUGACGUCGUCUCUCUCUUAUCUUUUAUAAUACACAAGUCUUUCUUUCACAAACUCUCCCUCUUUUUCUCUCUCAAUUUUUAUUUUUAUUUUUAAUUUUUUUUUUUAUGCUUUCUUCACACUCUCUCUCUCUCUACUUUCUCUCUCAUCCUGGGACGCGGGCAAAGCCGCAAACAAAGGCUCCACCUUCUGCAUCAAACCCAGAGUUCAAAUUCCGGAAUUCAUUUGAAGAUCUUGAUCUGUAAUUGUGCAUUUACCGACCACCAUUCAUAAGCUCAACAGCAAAUGUCACUACUGUUUGGGGAUUGAGAAAAUUUUGGCAUGUGAUAGUUAUUUGGUGGAACCCAUGAUAAAGUUUAGCAAUGAAGUCGCUGAACAUGGAAAAGAAAUGGGUUUUCCCUCUUUUUAUAAGUUCCCUCGUAUGCGUUUUCCUUCUUGCAACUUCCUUCAAUAUGGGUAUUGUUUCUUCCUUACAUACAAUUAAUAGGUUCUUCUCAAUUUUACCGUAUAAUGGUUUGGCAAACCAAACAAGACCACUUUUUGCGGAAACACAGAACAAUCAAGCUCCACCCCCUCCUCCCGAGUCCACUGUUCCUCGUUUUGCUUAUCUUGUUUCGGGAUCAAGAGGUGAUUUAGAAAAGCUUUGGAGAACUCUUCAAACUUUGUAUCAUCCGUUGAACCAAUAUGUUCUUCAUCUGGAUCUAGAAUCUCCAGCAGAGGAGAGAUUAGAGCUUGCUUCCCGUGUGGAAAAAAAUCCAAUUUUUUCCAAGGUUGGGAAUGUUCACAUGAUUACCAAAGCUAACAUGGUUACUUAUAGAGGACCCACCAUGGUUGCGAACACUCUUCAUGCUUGCGCGAUUCUUCUCAAGAAAAGUAAGGAGUGGGAUUGGUUUAUUAACCUCAGCGCUUCAGAUUAUCCUCUUGUGACUCAAGAUGAUCUUCUUUACAUGUUUUCUGAUUUAAACCGAGACCUGAAUUUCAUCGAGCACACAAGCCGGUUAGGUUGGAAGGAGAAUCAAAGGGCAAUGCCUUUGAUUGUUGAUCCUGGUCUCUACCGGUCAAAGAAGUCAGAUAUAUUUUGGGUCUCACCAAGGAGAACUUUGCCAACUGCCUUUAAAUUAUUUACAGGUUCAGCAUGGAUGAUCCUCUCACGCGCAUUUGUGGAGUACUGUGUUUGGGGUUGGGAUAACCUUCCUAGAAUGCUACUCAUGUACUACACAAAUUUUAUCUCCUCUCCUGAAGGCUACUUUCAAACUGUCGUAUGCAAUGCGCCCGAGUUUGCUCAUACUGCCGUCAAUCAUGACAUGCACUACAUUUCUUGGGACAUUCCCCCAAAACAGCACCCGCAUACCCUCUCCCUCAAUGACACAAACAGAAUGAUAGCAAGUGGUGCUGCCUUUGCCCGUAAAUUCAGACAAAAUGAUCCUGUCUUGGAUAAGAUCGACAAGGAAUUACUUGGUCGUAAAAACGGAAGCUUCACGCCUGGUGGCUGGUGUUCCGGCAGUCCCCCUUGUUCCAAGGUUGGGAACCCUACCAGGCUUAAACCAGGUCCAGGAGCUGAAAGGCUUCGCCGUCUUAUAGGUAGGUUAGUUUUGUCAGCCAAGUUUAGUCAAAAUCAGUGUAAUUAGAUUUCAUCGAGGCAUUUUUGCUUGCGGCUGGAUGAAGCAAAAACUGAAAAUGUUAGUUCGAUUCACAAACCCAACAAUAACAUGGUAGUAUAUUGUAUUAAAAAAACAUCUUGAUCACCAUUGUUGCUUAGGUUCUGUUCUGGUUAUACUCAUAGAGUUUCAAAAAAUCUAGUUUCUUCUUCGCUCUUCUGCAAUUCAUAGAACUUUUUUCCUUUA
This is a messenger RNA of Cornus florida, 1937 nucleotides long. RefSeq names its product beta-glucuronosyltransferase GlcAT14B-like. Gene Ontology annotation, molecular function: glucuronosyltransferase activity. Gene Ontology annotation, cellular component: membrane. NCBI's taxonomy places the organism in Eukaryota, Viridiplantae, Streptophyta, Magnoliopsida, Cornales, Cornaceae. The coding region runs from base 456 to 1721 and encodes 421 amino acids. The record is from RefSeq and is a predicted model, not a curated record. The transcript is spliced from 5 exons.